Volvox carteri f. nagariensis is the source of this 1977-nucleotide messenger RNA. RefSeq lists its product as uncharacterized. The record is from RefSeq and is a predicted model, not a curated record. NCBI's taxonomy places the organism in Eukaryota, Viridiplantae, Chlorophyta, Chlorophyceae, Chlamydomonadales, Volvocaceae. The transcript has 7 exons. The coding region runs from base 1 to 1977 and encodes 658 amino acids.
AUGCAUAGCGCAUGGCAACACGACCCAGGCUGCCAGAACCCAGUAGCGGCGGCGGAUGCCAUGGCGGUUGCGGCUGUUUCAUCACCGGCCGCCAGCCAGUCUGUGCGCUCCGUGUCCUCCACACGCUUUGACCCAAACAGUAGAGCUGGACGAGAUGGCAGUGCUGACGGCAAUGGCGAACGAGGAGGCCGGGCUGGAGGCCAUGGAGAAGGGAAUGAUGGAAAUUUUGGCCUGCAGCUAGGCUGCGAACGUGGCACGGUGGCGGCGGCGGCAGCGGCGCCUGCACUCAACGGUUUGACUCCUGGUAACGAGCCGGACUCCAAGCAGGCAGCACCGGGUGUAUUUACGAUGCCACACCCGACGGCGUCGCCGACGGCGGCGGUAGCUAUGGCCGCGGCGGCGGCGGUGGCCGUGAGGUCGCUGUCGCUGCCAGGAGCGGCCCCCACGUGCCCGGUGAUGGCGCCGCCGCUGCCGCUGAGGAGGAGGAGGCCCCCUUGGGGGCUGUUGAAGAAAUGGCCGGGCCGAAUCUGCAUGGACUUGGAUUUUGAUUGGAACUUCGUCCUGGGCCUACGUUUAGGCAGGGGUAGCUGCCCGGGCAAGCUUCCAGGACCGCAGAAGGGCGACACCUCCGCUGCCGCAGCCGCCGAAACGCUCGACAGCCUUGAUACGACCUCGACGCUGGCGCCUUGCUGCGUGCAUCAUAGCGCGGCACCGGCACUGCCAUUUCCCACGGCCAUUACCACCACCGCCACCUCUGUCGCCCAGGCCACGACGGGUCUUAUGGAAACCCUUGAUGUCCGUGUGAUGGAGCGGCUGUUGAGGGCAUCACGUUGCAGUGGCGGCGGCCGCGGCUCGGAAAGCGGCUUCGAUGAUUGCAACAGCACCCUCGGUGAAAGGACUGCUUUCGCCGGUGGCAGCGGCGUGGGCGGCCGACGGCAGCGGCAGUGCCUUGUUUGGCGGCAGCGUUCGGCCGCUAGCCAGGCGCGCCGCCGCGACUGCCAAAAAGGUUACCAUUGCAUUGGCGGCGAUGACGAAGGCGAAGGCGAAGGCGUCGCUGCCUGGGCACAGGCAAACGGACUGUGGACCGUGUUGCCAGCAAGACCUGGCUUAGGCUGCUCUUCAACCUUGCUGUCGGGUUUGGUCCCAUUCCCACCAGUAUGUGAGGGCCUGCUGGGUGCCCAGGAUCCUGUCAUCCCUUCCGGCCUGUCGGACGGUCUUGCCGUCGGUGAGAUGUUUCCGUACAAUUUUCAGCCCAUCGCCUUCAUGCCACACAGCGGCGUCCUAAAUGGCGGCGGCAUCACCGACCACGCCAGAUAUAGCGGCGGCUUUGUAAACACCGGCGGCGUCAGCGGCGGCCUCCAUGGCGGCAGCCCCAUCUGUACGGAGUGCACGCUCGGCACCGACGGCGCGACGUCGCCGCCUCUGCACCCGCUACCACUGCCGCAACGGCAUCGUGCCGUACAUCUGGGUUAUCACCCCCAGCCAGAGACCGGCCCUCCGGGGUCAAACCAGGAGGCCGCCGCCGCCGCCGCCCAGAGGCUCGUACAAGCACUGUGUCCUCCUCAGCUACGAGGCGGCCGCGACACCGCGGGCCCCCCCCCCACCGGCGGUCACAGCGGCUCUCGGUCCGGCGCGGUCAGCAGCAUCUGGGGCUUCGGAGGAACGCUGGGGGUGUACGGCAAUAUGGGUUUCGUACAGUCGCUGGAUAAUCCUUUGCUUGAGGUCACAGCUUCAGCGGUCGUACGGCGUAAGCGACGAUGGGCAAACUGUACCAACUCGGCCAAAUCGGUAUACGGGAGGGACAGCUGCUCCUACAGGGAUCAUGGAGUCCAAUGGGCGGGGUUGUGGCAAGGGUCUCGUGGGCCGGCUGCUGUGUGGCUGCCUGGGGUGAUCCUGGGCAAGGAUGUCCAGAGGAGCCUGGCCAAUGCCAGAGGCAGUGCCUCAGUCAUAAUGAACCAACAGAACACGAACAUCUAA